Truncatella angustata is the source of this 1896-nucleotide messenger RNA. RefSeq names its product tRNA synthetase class I. The record is from RefSeq and is a predicted model, not a curated record. Gene Ontology annotation, molecular function: ATP binding; RNA binding; tyrosine-tRNA ligase activity. Gene Ontology annotation, biological process: tyrosyl-tRNA aminoacylation. Gene Ontology annotation, cellular component: cytosol; mitochondrion. The coding region runs from base 1 to 1896 and encodes 631 amino acids. The transcript has a single exon. NCBI's taxonomy places the organism in Eukaryota, Fungi, Ascomycota, Sordariomycetes, Amphisphaeriales, Sporocadaceae.
AUGGCCCCAGGCGCUCUUUCGCAAUGCUCCGUCAGCGCCCGUGCGACUCUCUGCCGGCAAUGCUUGACAAACUAUACCAGGACAGCCCCUUCUCAAAUUCAGAAAAGGUUCAUUUCUCAGAAUGUCGAACGAAGGCGGAAACUGCAGGAUGAAGCAUGGCGGCGCAAGGCCAACAGGAUCAGCGCCGGCGAGGACUACAACGUCUGGGAUCUGCUCAACGAGCGCGGGUUUGUUAAAGAUACUGCCGGGACGCACACACAAAUAUGGGAGCUCAUGAGAAAGAAACGAAUCGGUGCCUAUGUCGGCGUUGAUCCCACCGCCCCGUCCUUGCAUGUUGGGCACCUGCUGCCAAUGAUGGCACUGUUCUGGUUAUACAUGCACGGAUACGGAGCUGUCACUCUAGUUGGCGGUUCGACAGCCAAGGUAGGUGACCCGACCGACAGAUUGAAGGAUCGUGAGAAAAUGGCGAACACCGACCUAGCCACGAACACCACCAAAAUCCAUUACCAACUUAAGCGAUUAUGGAUCAACGUUGAGGAACAAGCGAGGCGAUUCGACUUCCGGAAAGAAACAUCCUGGAGCCGCGCGGUCCUGAACAACAGCGCAUGGCUCAACAGCACUCCAGUCAUGGAGGUCGUUGGCAGGCUCUUCAAGGGCAUACGCAUGGGACCACUGUUGUCGCGAGACACAGUUAAGAGAAGGCUCGAAGAGAACAACGAGGGUAUGCCACUGGACGAAUUCAUCUAUCCCCUGUUACAGGGUUGGGACUGGUGGGAAAUGUUCCAAUCCAAAGGUGUACUGAUGCAGAUCGGCGGAUCAGACCAGUAUGGAAAUAUCGUGACAGGCGUCGACGCUGUCAAGUAUUUAAGGGAUACCGAGCCUAAUCCGGAACGUCGCCUACCCAACAAACUGGAACAUACACCAGUUGGCUUCACGGUGCCAUUGCUAACCGAUUCGUCUGGCGCAAAGUUUGGCAAGAGUGCAGGCAAUGCAGUUUGGCUUGACCCAUUCAUGACGAGUUCCUUUGACCUGUAUGGAUACUUCAUGCGCCGACCAGAUGCCGAUGUUGAGCAUCUCUUGAAACUGUUGACUUUCCUCCCUAUGGAGACAGUGCACAAACUUAUGGCGGAACACCUUCAGGACCCCUCGAAGCGCGUUGCUCAGCAUGCUCUAGCAUUUGAACUGGUAUCCUUGGCACACGGCGCUACCAUGGCCAGUGACGCACAAGCGGAACACCGAGCCGUGUAUGCGAGUAGAAAUGGCACAACUGUUGCUCCUGGGACACCUACGACUCAGAACGAGUUGUCGCAAUAUCCAGAGGGCCGACCUGCCGACAACAGCACUGCGGCCAAUUUCAAGGUUGAUAUUGAAUUGCCCGAAUCUCUCAUCAUGGGCAAGCAUAUGGGCCACAUUUUCUAUGCCUGCGGACUUGCCAGCUCUAUCUCUGAUGGUGUACGGCUCACAAAAUUCCAAGGUGCCCAUGUUGCCGGAGCGCCCGGCCAGAAAAGGGGCAUGACACUAGGCGAUCUGACGUACACACCUGCAAAGAACUGGGUCCCUGAGGACACCAAGAACUUCCUAAUCGAUGGGGAGCUGCUCAUAGUACGUCGUGGCAAGCACUUCAUCCGCAUCAUCAAGAUGGUCUCAGACGAGGAGUGGAAGAGGAGCGGACGCAACUACCCUGGAGAGCGCGGCACCGGCAAAGUUCGAGAAAUUAAAAAAGCCAUUACGGCUAUUCGGAAAUCCGGCACUGAUAUGGACAGCAAGGACUGGAAUAAGCUGAAGGAAGAACUUGCGCACGAUAAAGCGCGCGAAGAGGCCCAGUCAAAGGGCCAGUUGUAUAUCCCAACUGGCACACCACCCGACAAACCCACGUCAAGGGAGGAAACGAUGUAG